AGAAUUGAGCUUAGAGGAUGGUAUUGGUUGGCAAGAGAUAUAGAUCUUGAUUAUUACUUUUAUAUUAAGUUAAGAUGCCUUUUGUCACCCUCGAAAGGAGACACUAUAUUGAUGAUCUAAAUAUUCUAACCACCAUGGAUUCUCAUAUGUCUCUCUUUCCUGAUGGUGUAUAUAUGUAUUCCCGGGGAGGCAUUGAGAAGGCAGAACAAUCAUCGUUAUCUCUCUCAUCUUUAGCUUAAAGAUCAACAAAAUGGCAAUCUCUUUUCAUGUUCGCUCUAACAGUUUCCCUUCUAGACUUCACCCACAAGCUGCUCAUGUGGAUGAGCAGUUGAUUCGUUUGAGAUCUUCUGAGGAAGCGUCAACAUCUUCAAGCUCUUCAAUCUGUCAAAGACUUAACAACCUUCAAGAGCUUCACCAAUCUCUUGAAAAACUUAUUCACUUACCUGCCACAGAGCAUGCUCUAGCUCAAGAGCAGAACAAGAAAGCCACCGAGAAACUUCUUGAUGGAUCUCUCAGGAUCUUGGAUCUAUGCAACAUUUCCAGGGACGCUUUGUCGCAGAUGAAAGAAGGUCUCAUGGAGAUCCAAUCCAUUCUAAGAAGAAAGCGCGGAGAUCUAUCAGGAGAGAUUAAAAAAUACUUAGCCUCAAGAAGAUCUCUCAAGAAGUCAUUCCAAAGGGUCGUCAAGAGUUUGAAGGUCAAACAAAACCUGAAGUGCAACGAUGACUCUUUCGCUGUCUUUGAAGAAGCAGAAGCUAUCAGCGUGAACCUUUUUGAUUCUCUCUUCUGCUUUAUGUCUGGAUCAAAGACUUGUAGCAAAUGGUCACUGGUCUCAAAGUUGAUUAACCAGAAAAAAGUUUCAUACGAAGCUCAAGGAAACGAAUUCACAAAGGUGGACUCCGAAUUCCAGUCUGAGAAGACCUUGAAGAUGGAAGAUGGUCAGAACCUAGAGUCAUGCAUUCAAGAUCUUGAAGAUCGACUUGAAUCUCUCUCUAAGUCUUUGAUCAAAUACAGAGUUUCAAUUCUUAACAUCUUAGGCCAAUAAGCCUACAAUUUUGUAUAUACAUGAAAGAAAAUUUA
Messenger RNA from Brassica oleracea var. oleracea, 1077 nucleotides. RefSeq lists its product as uncharacterized. The transcript has a single exon. Lineage: Eukaryota; Viridiplantae; Streptophyta; Magnoliopsida; Brassicales; Brassicaceae. The coding region runs from base 251 to 1042 and encodes 263 amino acids. Gene Ontology annotation, biological process: root development; shoot system development. The record is from RefSeq and is a predicted model, not a curated record.